This is a messenger RNA of Physcomitrium patens, 2550 nucleotides long. Its product is annotated as amino acid transporter AVT1J. NCBI's taxonomy places the organism in Eukaryota, Viridiplantae, Streptophyta, Bryopsida, Funariales, Funariaceae. Gene Ontology annotation, cellular component: vacuolar membrane. Gene Ontology annotation, molecular function: L-amino acid transmembrane transporter activity. Gene Ontology annotation, biological process: amino acid transmembrane transport. The record is from RefSeq and is a predicted model, not a curated record.
CGCCGCCACCUCGUUGCCAGCCCCCGCCAUUUCUAAAUUUCCCUCCCGCCGUGCCCUCGCUCCCUCCGUCCCUCAUGCCCCUGCGAUGAGGAUUGUGUGGUCCGGCUUUCAGACACCACUCCAUGAUUUCUCUUCAUGCCCGUCCAUGAAACAACGCUCACGCACAGCUUCAACUGUUUAGAGGCUGUUGUUACAGUUGUUGUUAAGAAGCGGUCUUCGCUUGUUCAAGUUGCUAACAGGGUUUUUAUACUUGCGGAGACAACUUUUUCUUCAGGCGAGCUGCGGGAGAGCUGCAUGUCUAACGGCACGAGGCUGGAAUUGGAAGACUAUCUGCUAGCUUGUUCUCUUUGGUGCUUCCUUUCUCAUUUGUGACGCUUAUGGUGGGUGGAACACUAAAGAGGAUUCUCCAGCUCGAAUCAUCAAAUCUCUGAGCAGAAGCUCAGAAGCAGGAUCUAGGGUCUUACUUCGAUUGGAGGACAUUACUGCACUGAAAAGUCCUCAAACGGAAAAAUCCACCAAAUUGAGCCCAAGUCAAUUAAUCUAGUCUUGGUGCGACGACUAAAACGCUGAAUUUACUUUCGCACCGACAGAGUCUCCAGUUUCAGUGGUACAUUGAUCUAAGAUUGUCGUCAGUCGCCUCAAUUGUGAUGUAUGAAGGCUCGCUUGUGCAACCCAAUCGUCGGGACGUAUCUAAGGACAUCUAUAAUUCGGUAGACCAUGUGAAUGAAAGUGCAUAAAAGUACUCAAGGUCUGCCGUCACAAGAAAGCAGAGGGCCAGGCUAUCUUUGCAGUCGACGUUGUAAGCUGUUCCAGGUGCAUCGUGGUCCUCCCUAGUCAUGAUCCUUCAACAUCACGACUCAGAGUCGGAGAUUCGGAGUGAUGGCACCUCAGUCGUUUGCCCUUCAUCGCCUAUUAUCGGUUCGCCUCUCUGGCCUCAGAGUUUUGGUCGGACCAUGGACAUUUACUCCAGAUCAAAGUCACAGAGAAGCGAAAUUGACUCAGGACUGGACGGUAUUUCUAAUGCAUUCGAACCCACUUCUAGCCCUACCGCGGCACGAAAUGAUUCAAAUGGGAUCAGAGAACCAUUGCUGAAAAAAUCGGAAUCUUAUCAAUCAGAGAACAAAUACGGUGUGCAAAGCACGGAGGAAGCGAUACACCUAUCUUGUUACAGUGGGAAUUUUAGACCACGCAAUGAGCAGGGGAGCUCUUUCUUUCAGUCUCUGUUCAACGGCAUGAAUGUGCUUGCAGGUGUUGGGAUUCUAUCAACUCCUUAUGCUGCUGCUAAGGGAGGAUGGUUGAGCCUCGUGCUCCUCCUGGCCUUCGCUUUGAUAUGUUGCUACACAGCGAUCCUACUUCGUCGCUGCUUGGAUUCAGACCCAUAUAUUCACAGUUACCCAGAUGUGGGUGAAGCAUCAUUUGGAAAAUGGGGCCGGUGGAUUAUAUCCAUAAUGUUGUAUCUAGAACUCUAUGCCGUGGCUAUAGAGUUUCUGAUCCUGGAGGGUGACAAUCUAGCCCAUCUCUUCCCAUCCGCUGGCAUUUCAUUUGGACGUAUCAUCCUGCGUCCCAAUGAAAUCUUUAUCAUCAUGUCUGCCGUUUGCAUGUUACCAACCGUAUGGCUCCGAGAGCUAAGUGUCUUGUCUUACAUAUCCGCCACUGGGGUCGUUGCCUCCUUCUUAAUAGUGCUGACAGUUGGCUGGAUUGGGAUCCUUGACGGGGUUGGGUUCCAUAAUCAAGGAUCUCUGUUACAUCUGGAUGGGUUGCCCGUUGCUGUGGGCCUCUACUCCUUCUGCUAUUGUGGACAUGCCGUCUUCCCAAGCAUAUAUGGGUCCAUGCGCAACCGCGCCCAGUUUUCACAUGUUCUGGUACUUUGUUUCACGUUGUGCACAUUUAUGUAUGGAGGAAUAGCUGUGAUGGGCUACUCAAUGUUUGGGGACGAACUGCAGUCACAAAUCACUUUGAACCUGCCCCAAGAAGUCCCUGCUUCUCAUUUUGCAAUUUGGGUCACGCUCGUAAACCCUUUUGCCAAAUAUGCUAUCACACUGACACCAGUGGCAGUGGCACUGGAGGAGUUCCUGUCCCAUUCCAUGGCAGACUCCACUAAGGACAUCAGGUUUUGGGGUACAAUACUAAGGACAUUACUUGUUAUCAGCACAGUUAUAGUGGCGCUCUCAGUCCCAUUCUUCGGUCUUUUAAUGGCGUUCAUCGGAUCGUUCCUAAGUGCGACUGUGUCUAUUAUACUGCCUUGCCUAUGUUACUUAAAGAUUUUUCAUCAGCGGUUGUCCUUUCCAGAGGUUUCCGUCGUUGGAGCUCUCUUGUGUCUGGGAUUUAUUGUGGGCAUUGGAGGAAGUUACUUUUCUGUGAAGGCCAUCAUAGAUAACUUGGGAUCCACUGGAGCAGGCCUUUUCCCUGGUUAUUAUUAGACUACAGCACUUUAGGAUGUUGAUAUUGCAUUUUAAUUUUCUUCACAUUUUAUGUAUUUGGUAUCAAGAAAGGGGAGUACCUGUUUAUGACCCUUUUGCAAAACCUGGAUGCAUUCAUUUGAGCCACUAA